This is a messenger RNA of Mesorhabditis spiculigera, 4923 nucleotides long. The record is from the annotation of a GenBank genome assembly. Lineage: Eukaryota; Metazoa; Nematoda; Chromadorea; Rhabditida; Rhabditidae.
AUGGAAGAAGAAGACUGGUUACGAUUUGGGUCCGAUUGGGGGCCCGGGACAUCAGACGACAGUUUCAUAAAUGACCUCAACAUUCCGUUGCGGGAUUCGCCGCCGCCGGUGCAGUAUGUCACUGAUAUGCAACCCCACACUUCGGCAAUGGCCACAAUGGAUCUGGGAUUUGACGACGGGUUCAACAAUGUGUACGACGAGUUGGAAAACAACACGUACCAAGUCCAAAUGACGGCCGUCACCACGCAGCAAUCCACCUCUUAUGCAGAAAUGCAACCGAUACAGGCGACGUCUUCUCACAACUAUCAAGAGCCGGUGCAACAAAUGUAUGUGGAAGCGCAUGGGACGCAAGAAACUAGCUACUAUCAGUAUGAGCAAGUGCCCGUCACGCAGCCGCCACAGCAAAUACAUCAGAUGCAGCCCCAGACGAGCGGCCAUAUGCAACAAAUGAUGACGUCGUCUGACUAUAUGCAGGUGGAGCCGUCGACAUCGCAAAUUGUGGACCCCGUAGUGCUGCCCCAGCAGUCCAACACGCCACAGCCAGCGAAGCCCAAGUCGAAUCGAAGCUCGCAGCAAAAUCGGUCGAGUGCGCAGAGAAAGGGCAAAGCUGCUGCUGCAGCGACCAGUAAUCAAGCGCCGCGACAACAGCCCAAGAACCCAGACAAUUCCCAGCAAACCGUCUGUCUCAGCCAAGAGGAAACACAGUUGAUGUCCCAAAUUAUGCGAGAGCUUCAAGAAAUCGCAACGCAAUUGGCGGCAACGGAAGACGAGGAUAUCAAGAGCAACUUGGUGCAGAAGAGGAAGGAGCUAGAGGAGACUCAACAGCGCAUCCUUCUGUCACAGUUGAUGAAGCAGAACGCCUCGCUGGCCGCUCAAAUCUCGGCACCAGCUAUGCAGCAACAGGCCCCGGUUGUACAACAACCACCUCCUCCACGGCCUCGUCCAGCACCCCCCGCCAGGCCGCCGGUGCCCAAGAACAACGGUCCGGCCCAGCUGAAGGUGCUCCAAAGGCAGGGCUCGGGCACGACCCUGGCCCCGAAACGCUCCCAACCCAAGAAGCCACCUCAACAACCCGUCGAGCCCCAGCCCAAGACCAUCCAGGUCAUCCAACAACCCGACGGCAGCCUGGUCUGCGUCGAAACGGGCCAAGUGCUGAGGGCCAGUAUCGAGCCAAUGACCAAACAGCCACCGGCCACCAUCACCCCGCCGCCCGAGGCCGUCGCCGGUCACACCGAUGGCCCACCGCUGCUACACCCCGAAACCGAGGCCGCCCAUGCAUCUACCUCGGCCAUCACCAUGCUCUCCUCGACGGCCAACGACGGAUAUUGUGAAGUGAAGCCUGUAACAACCACCCACAUCCAGCAGCAACCUCAGCAAAAUGUGCAAAUCACGACGGCACCCCUGCAACGGCGUCCGAUGCAAAAGCAGCAACCCCCUCAACAGCAGCAGCAACAACAACAGCAACCAACCGUCGUCUACGUGCAGACCGGGCAGGGCCAGGCGGCGGUCGUCACCCAGCAUCAGUACAUCCAACAACCGCCCCCACAACCCCUCCAUCACCAGCAGCCUGCCCCCACCCAGAUCGUCACCAAUCAGGUCAUCAAUUCGCGGAAUAGCAUUUCCACCGAAACGAUGAAAAUUGUCGCCGGCCAGCUGAUCUCGCAAAAUCCGGGGGUGGAGCCAACGGUGAAAGAUGUAGUACGCGUGGCCUCCGGACAGCAGACUGGCCGCUACACACUACCGGCGCAGAACAAUAGAAGGCAACAACCGUUGAUUCUCACUUCCACCGGGGCCCAACCGCAAGUGGUCGUUGGAAAGGUGAUGACACACUUGCCGCCUGGCAUCAACUUGGGUUCAUUGCCACCUGGUACUCAUCAGGUCGUCAUUGUUGAUCAGCCACCUCCUCCUGCUCCCCCUCCGCCACCUCCAAAGCCUGUGAUCACCAAGAUGCCGGCCGCCGAGUGCGAGAAACGCCUAGCCGAGCGACAAGAAACGCGUGCCACCCGGUUACGCAGCUUCUUUGACGAUAUGACCGAGCGGAUAGGGCAACCGGAAAGCGAGCGGCCCUUCUCGUCGCUGAAGGACGUCGUGGAGCGCUUGUUACCAUACGGACUGAGCGACGAGCCGCCGCUCAAGCCUGAAUAUGAAGCCGAGUUUGACAACAACCUGAUGCGAAGUUUCCUGAACCUCUCGAUGAAGCAGGACAACCUGAUGAAACGCGUGGGCCGGGCAUUUUUGCAAGAGUCACAGCGCGAGUGCAACAUGCAAGAAAAGAACCUACUGCUCUACCUCGACCACGAAUAUGAGCGGCGGAAAUUUGAGGCGGAAAAGGCGUUGACCAAGGAGGAAAAUGGGCAUGAAAGGCUCAUCGAGUCCUCAACUCUCAUCCCGGCGCUGCGAGAAGCUGGCAUUUCCGACCCAAAGGCUGUGGCCCGCGGACGUGGGGGACCGGCACCGCAACGGCCCAGUGUGUUCUCCCAAGCGCAGGCCUACGAGUACUACGAUUUUGAUGAUGUCCCCUCAACGGCACCCCGGCCACCUCCAUCGCCGUCUCCACCACCUUUUGAAAGGAUGCCGUCCCCUUCUCCAUCUUUAUCAUCGAUGCUGUCCUCUCCCUCCUCGUCGGUUCGCUUUUCCAGUCGAAGGUCUUCCAUCUCCCCGGAGAAAGCCGUCAAGGAGAUCAGACGGGAACCACCGCCGAGGUUGCCAGUUGUGCGCGUGCCGCCCCCGAUGCCGAAGGUGUUGGCGCAGAAGCAGGAAAAAGUGCCGAAAGAGGAGCCGCCCACGCCCAAGCUUGAUCGGCUCGAGAAGCCCGUUCCGGCCGUGAAGCCGAAAAUGGCUGAAAAGGCUGUGAAGGUGGAGAAAGCGAUCAAAGUUGAAGCUGCUUCCACGCCCCGAUCCCCGUCGGUCGCCAAGCCCGCGCCGGUGCUGCGUGUUGAGAAAGCCGAGGAGAGCAAUAUUAAGACCAUUCGCUCACCUCGCGCAUCUUAUCCGCAGCCGCUGAAGAUGCGGGCGAAGGCCCACGACCGCAAGGAGCGCGAGGAGGACAAGGUUGAGGUGGCGCCGCCGACAAUCCUGAAGAAGACGACGGCCUGGGAGCAGACCAAGGCCCAGCAAGCGCUCGCCCUGCAGGAGACGAUCCGUGCCGCGUCGAUGCCCAUCAAGAAGCCGGUUCCAAAGCCAACACCACCACCCCCUGAGCCCGUCGUCUCACCACUGAAAAUUCAACCACGCGUGUGCCGGACAGAGUCCAACCUCGAAGAAGAGGCUUCAGACGACGAUCGCGGAUCGGUGUCACCCGAACUUGGCGAGGCUCCACCCCCUGCUGUCAUAGCGCCGAAGCCGAUGCUCGUCCCACCGAAGCCCAAGAUUGUCCCCAUCCGCUUGCCACCACCGCGCCCUAACCGGAUACGCGUCAAGGAUGAGGCCAAGGCCGAGAAAAGUGGAGCGACGCCAGAACCAGCUCGAAUUCCACCAACCCCUGCGGUUAAGGAGGAAAAGCCGGCCGAAGAACCACCAAAGGUCCAACAACCCGUCCCGAUCAAAUUAAAGCUGAAGCUCGGCAACAUGGUCGAAGAGGUGGUGAUCGCGAAACCACCGGGCCCCCGAUACACCGCCGCGUUUGUGCACGAACUGCGCCGGAAACAGAAGCUCGAGAAGAAAGAGAAGAAAAAGAAAAAGAAGGAAAAACGAGAGCGGGAAAGGCUUGAGAAAGAAAAAGCAGCGCGGGUUGUGGAAGACUACGGCAAAGACCAGAACCAGCCGCCGCUGCUCAACGGGACGCACUCGUGGAAUGGAAAGCACCACUACGACGACGAGCCGUGCUGCUCGAAAUCGCUGAGCCCGGAGCUGCCCGCAGCCAACACGAGCGGCACGCUGGUGUUCAAGAUCAACCCAAAGAGCCUAAAAAUGCAUGCUGUUUCGCCAUCCUCUCGCUCGAACUCGCCCGCCGUCUCGUCGAGACCAUCAUCAAGAUCAAAUUCUUCUCUGAAGAUCCGUACCUCACUAGGCAAUAGUCGAGGCGCGUCACCGGCAAUUCCGCUUUUAAAAAUACAACGAGAUUCUCCGUCGGAACCUGCCGUGCCAAAACUACGGAUAUCGCUCAAGUUGCCGAGGCCGGAGGUCAAGGAGGAGCUGAAGCCCGUCGAGCCCGAAAGGUUGAAGCGCCCUGAGCCACCGACAAAUGGCCACGUAGUGGAACCAACACCACCAAAGCUUCCGCGCCUGAAGCUCAGCCUCGGCGCGUUGAAGCUGCCUGCCCCGGAGCCCGUCGUGCCUGUGCCCGAGCCCGUUGUCGCGAAGCAGAUUCCGGCACCCAUCAUAACGCCACCGAAGAAGGUGCAGCCGAUCAAACUCGCCGCCAAGCUCCCGCCCGCCCGGGUUGCCCAGCCUGUCAAGCAGCAGCCACCUCCACCGCCGAUACAAAGAGCAUCCGACUGCGGCCGAGCGCCCUUCACGAGACCGAGCCCGCCACCCGUCCAAAGAACGGCUCCCAAAACGCCGGUCAAGUUGGACGAGCCCGUUUCGGUGAACCCGUUAGUGGCUCUCCGCAACGCUUCCCGACAAGUCACAGCCCAGCAAAUCUUCGGAAACCCCGGCCGCCCUCACUUCAAGAGCACCGGACCGCGGCCGAAACCCGCCACCGCACGCCGACCUUCCUCGCCCAAGGCUCCAGCGCCCGUACCACGGCUACCCGCGGCUCGACCACCACAACAGCCCGUGGUUCGGACGCCGGUGGUUGCGCCGCGAGCUCCCGCCCAGCCACAGGGUGACGUUGCUUUCUCGGAUGAUGAUGAAGACGACGCCGCCGACACCACCACCGCGCCAGCAGAAGAUCAUCUCGAAGAUAUGCUGGCCACCUGGGGACUAACAUCCAACGUCCCGAUGCAACAAAAUAGCAUGAAGAACGCCAACGGCUACAUG